AUGCCGCCUCUGACAGUUCUUCCUCGACGUCAGGCUUCUUCCAAUUGGAGAAGGCGGCGUUCUCUUCCGCUCUCGCCGUCCACUCGCGGUCUGUGCUUCGGUCUCUCCUUCCACCAGGGGUCUCCUUUCAAACUUCGUGCAUGCGGUGACGCGCGUGGGCUGGUGACACCCGCAACUUGCUCAGAAUUCCGACUUCAGAGAAAGAAAGGAGAUUCCGAUUCUUCUCUCUCUUCUCCUUGCCCUCUCUGUUCUUCUCUCUCCUCUUCCUUUUCUUCCUUUUCUUCCGCUCCCAGUCUCCGUAGCAGUUGUCAUGGGUUUGUCUCGUCUUCUCCGCUGUUUGUUUCCCCUCUCGCUGCCUUCACACGUUCGUCUUUGUUGAAUCCCCUGCCCACCUUCUUCUUCUCGUCUUCACUUUCUGCUUCUCUCCGUUCUGCGUCCUUCAGCUCGUGCUCUCGUUCUUGUUCUCCUUCUCUCUGUUUUCGUUUGUCUGCUCCUCGGCUCUCAGGGCCGGUCAGUCGGCGUGUAGCGCGUCUCCGCGAAGCUCGCGAGUUCGAGCUUCUCUUGCGUCGGCAGGAGAACGCGUUCGCUCCGGACGCCUCGCCUGCGCAGGCCGACCGCAGAAGCAGUACUCCUCCUACGUCCGCCUCAUCGCAGGCGUCUGCUUCUCAGGCUUCUUCGCAGACCUCAGGGCGUCCCCUGGGGGUGGAGGGUCGCGCGUUUCUGAGGCGAGGAGGCGCCUGGCGAGAGCCUCUGAGGAACGUCGAAAAAGACGAGGGUGAAAACCUGGCCUCUUCAGCUUUUCUUAGUCAGGCAUUUGGCGCCGUGGAAAGUGAAGUGAUUCAGGCCCUCCGCGCUGCCGCCCAGACCCGCCGGCGAGGCGCCUACGAGAGAAGAACUCGAGAGCGAGAAGAGGACAGAGGCCGACGCGGGAGACAAGACCUCCCUGAACAGAGCGAAAAGCGCCUCGAUACGACAUCUUCACAGGAGACUCCGAAGGAGACGCGCCCUUCCUCGUCUACGUUACACACACAUGUCGAAAACAGCUCCCAUCCCUCAUCUUCUUCUCCUUCCUCGUCGUCUGCUUCAGGCGAAUUGGUCGAGUUGUAUCUGUCGCAUGUCCACAACUUGCGUCGAGUGGCGCCUCAGCCUCGCGCGUUCACGGACUUGCACAUCAAGCAUCUGUUGCUUCCGGCGUAUUCUGCGAACGCUCUGGCGCCUCCUGCUCUUCCCUCUUCGCCCCUCAGUGCAGUCGAGGCGGAGGAGUCUCGAGAGAGAGAAGGACGAGCAGCUGGCGAGGAAGACAUCGAAAGGUUUAGGACCUUUCGCCUGCCUUCUUCUGAGGGCGAGGACGAAGUGUAUCCACGCGAAGCGCGAGAGAGAGAACGCGCGACGGAAAGACGACGCUGGAGAGACAUCGAGGGGGGCGAGGCCCUCGUCGAGGGCGAGGGAGAUCUGCAGAAGAGCUUCUAUGGCAACGAGAAAAACAACACCAACAUCAGACUGCAUGCAACGGACGGAGACGGAGGCGAAGGUGCCCUCCUUGAGUGGCAGGAAGUGGAGAGGCGCGUAAAGGUCGAGGAGCUUAGGGAGAAGGAAGAGCGCGAAAGACGAAGAGGCGUCGCGGCGAAACACGCAGAGAUUUUGGCGGCAGAUAUUCAAGUUCCAGGCCUCGCAGCGGUGCGCCGGGAGGCGGCCCAGGAGGUUGCUGCAUGGCUGGCACACAGAGGGCUGAAGAGUGAAGAGAAAAGCAGAGGAGAUCUCGAAAAAGGGCACGAGGAGGCAAGCAGGAGAGAGGGAGAUCGAAGGCUGUCGCUCGCCUCCUCGCCUUUUGAAAGAGAGGGGGACGAUGACGAACUCAGCGCUGGUUUUGCAGCAGAAGCGAGAAGCAGUCAAGAAAAACGGUUUUCUCCCUCUUCUUCGUCUUUGUCUCAGUCGCUGUCGUCGCCCGUUGGUGGGGUCAAAGAAGAAGAAAGAUUUGCUGAUUCCUCGCUUUUCCCCCGCGCUUCGUCGGCUGAGUGGAGUGGAAGGAGAGGGGGGCGCGGGUCAUCUGAGGCCGCCGCCUUCGCUCCAGAGAAAAGGGCGGCAGUCGUUUUGUCUCCGUCGACUGUUUCUCCGGAAAAUUCACUCUCACCUUCUGCCUCUCUGAGUGCACCUUCGUUUGUCCUCGCUACUGCAAAUGCACGCAUGCGAGAUAGGCUGGUCUGUUCGCUCUACCCCCGCAGCCGCGCAAAUGAAGACUUCAUUAUAGCCUCUUCGUCUUCUUCUCUCUCUCCUUCGUCCUCCUGUUCUCUCUCUGCUUCUUCGGCUCCCUCUUCGUCUUCCCCUUGCUCUUCUCUGUUCAGUUGUGAGGCAUGUGAGAGCGAGAGCGACUCGGCUAGCGCGUCUACUCAGCGGCUUGUUCGGAGCGUGUCAGAAGAAGGGAGAGAGACAGAAAGGCCUUUCGAGAGGGGCGAGCACGAGAAUCCGCUUUCUGAGGCAGAAGAAAGAUUGAUGAGGGCGGUUUUCUCGGAGGCUCUGGAGGCGUCGGGAGACCGAAGAGUUCCAGGGACUGACGAGCCAAUGGACGUUUCCGCGAUGUGCGCUCUUCCAUCUUCCGUAGGAAGAAGAAGGCGCUCGUCUCCAUUCUCUGGGGGGGGACGCGAAGGGAUCGACGAGGCGUGCCUGACCCCACACGAGGGGUCUCCUUUUGGAGGGCCCUCUGGUGGCCGCGACCAGCCCGUGGGAUCGGCCGCGACCCGUGGAGCCCUGAGGGACGGAGACACACCCGCGGGGCUGGAGACAAAACGAGUUAAGGGGGACAGCGAGUCGCGAGGGCGCAAGAGACACACCGUUCAGUGCGAAAGGGAAGACGAACCGACACCGUGUCGGUCGAAGAGAGACGAAGAGCGAGCAGAAGUUGCAGCGCGAAGAAAAACGGAGUUUGACAUGCGCUGGGCCGCCUCCUGUGCGGGGCUGGCGGGCGCAGAGGCCCUCGGCGUCUCCUCGCGGACCCCACAGAGAGGGCGAACGCGCCUAGGAGAAGAGACAGCGCUCGGAGUGGAGGCUGAAAGCUGCGGCGGAAGACACGGAGGCGAGGAAGACUUCCUCUUCGAGACAGGCGAGAACGCAGACGGAAGAAGUACGAAAGUCUCUCUUCAGAGUGGAGCUCGAAGGUGUGGACGAGACGACUCAGCGCGGUUUCUGUCUCAAGAUCGAGACAGUUCAGAAACAAGGAACCAAGAAAGAGAAGAAGAAUUUGCGUCCUUCGACACCGGCUCUUCUGCGGGGCGAGGAGGAGGCAGAGCAGAAGAACACCCAUCAACCGGAAGUUCUUCUUUUGCGCCGCCCGACGACCCUUUCGAAGAUAUGCGGCAAAUCAAAGUCAAUCGAGAACUUGCGGAGUUCUGGAAGGAACGAGGUGCCACAGACUUCGGAUUAUAUAACGAGUGUUACCUUCCUUUCACCACUCGAGUAGGCGCUCUGGCGGCGUAUCAAGCUACGCGGGAGAGUGCGGCUGUCUUCGACGUUUCCUUUCGCCGCGUCUGGCACUUCCGCGGCCGCGACAGACUAUCUGUCCUCGAUAUGCUGCUCUCCUGCGACCUGGAGCGCGGCAUGCGGGUGGGGGACGCGCAAUACGCCGUUCUCCUGGACUCGCGCGGCCUCGUUUUGGAUGACUGCUUCGUCGCGAAGCUCAGCAGUCGCGUCGAGGUCUGGCUUUCCGGUGCGGCGCCUUCUCACUGCUUCGACUAUGUCGCGCAGUUCAUCAACUACUGCCGACAAACUGGGCUUGACGUCUCUCUCACGCCGCUCCGCUCCUCCGCUUGCGUUAUUGCUCUUCAAGGACCUCGCGCGUUUGACAUUCUUGCCGACCGUGUGCAGACCUCUCGUUCUUCUCCCUCUUCUCUCUCUCCUUCUGUCUCGUCUCUCUCUCCUUCUGUCUCUUCUUCUUCUUUGGUCGACAGCGGAGUGGCUGGAGGGAGAACGGCGGAAGGCCAAGAGACUCAACAUUCGUCUGUGCGUUCAGACGAGGCGACCGGCGAAGAAGGAGAGUAUGUUCCUCGUGUGCAAAUGCGGACUGCGUGGGGGACGCCGCUGACUGUCGAGGGGCUGAUGGAUUUGCCGUACAUGUCCGCGUUCGAGAUAGGCGUUGCGACCCGACGAUCGCUCGACCGGGCCGAACUCUGUUGGGAAGACGCGACAUGCCUUCGGUUGGGCUCGACGGGAGAAGACGGACUCGAAGUUUCAUUUGCCUCGCCGGCUCCGGCACUGGCGUUCCUUAAGCUUCUCUUCGACCCUCCUUCGUCUCCUUCACCUCCCGCGGUCGUCGCUUCUUGCCUUUCUCCCCCUUCCAUGCCUCCCCUGUCUUCUUCCUCUUCGUCUGUUGCUUCUUCUGUGUCGUCGGUUGGCCCUGCGUCUGCUCUCGUUCCUUCCCUUGGAUGUCUGCAUGCACUGGACAUGCUGCGGAUGGAGUCUGGCCUAGUGCGAGUGGGCGUGGACGUAAAGACUCAUCAUAGCCUUCCGCAGGCGUCUCUCUGUUCGCUCUUGUCGCUCUACAAAAUUCGCCGAAGGUUGCUGCUGAGCUACGAGGCCGUUCAAAAGCAGUUCACCCUGGGGGCAAAGAUGCAACGUGUGGGGAUCAUCGUAGGGCAUGCGGACCGUCUUGCCGCAGUCGGCGCUUGGGUUCGCGCAGAGGAUCGGAGGCGACGAGAAAGUCAGCGCCUCUGGCUGUCUCUGCGCGGGGCGCGGCCUCCACACACGAAGCGCAAGACUCUCGGCGAAGCGCAGCGAAGGCGCAGAGAAGCAGAAGAAGAAACAGUGAACAAAGAUGAGGAAGAUCUCCUCAUCGGAUUCGCCUCAGGAACUCACGAAGACGCCUCUCGCGCCUGGCGUUCACAGCCGCGCGACCCUCGUCUCCCUGCUUCCGGAGCUUCUUCCCUCGUCCCGAAGAUUCGUCGACGAUCCUCUGUGGCUGUCGUUUCUCCACCUUUGGAGACGGAGAGCAGAAAGCGUCAACCAGAAGGGUACUUUCCUUUUCACGGCUGCAUCAUCAUGUCGAAUCCCCACCGCAGACCGAUCGGUGUGGUUACCUCCUGCUCGUGGAGUCCUCAUUUCAAAAGCCGGCUCGCCCAGGGACUGGUUCUUAGGGAGUUCGCGAAGCAUAAUCAGGCUCUCCUCAUUGCCAUUCCUCUGCCGGUGCCCGCCCACUGGUCAGCGAGGCGUCGGGGCCGAGCGCUGCGAAGCAAGCAGUUCAGGUGUCUCGUGCCGGGUCAAGUCCACCGUCUCCCUUUUGUCCCCCACAAUUAUCCUCAGUCCGACAGAGACAGGGCGAGAAGCGUCGAGAGGCCCUUCGUGAGAGACGAGAAGAAGAAAGAAAAGGCAAGGCUGAAGGUGCGUUCGCUGUAA
Molecule: messenger RNA, 5382 nt
Organism: Toxoplasma gondii ME49
Lineage: Eukaryota; Apicomplexa; Conoidasida; Eucoccidiorida; Sarcocystidae
Product: glycine cleavage T-protein (aminomethyl transferase) domain-containing protein
Exons: 9
Coding region: 1-5382 (1793 amino acids)
Cellular component (GO): mitochondrion
Molecular function (GO): protein binding
Source: RefSeq, a predicted model, not a curated record